AUGUCACCGCCCACAUCAGAAGCGUCUUGGCCGGCAGGCAUACCGGAGAUCCGCCAGCAUCCGACGGACUUAUCCCAGGAAGAGCUCAGGGAAGAGGCCAAGGGAUGGUUGCUAUUUGUACGGACCUACCAUAGUCAUUCCGCAGGAUACAGCUCGGCUUUCGACUACCCCGCCUCGGUUCUUUCGCAGAUCACCCCGCGACCCAACAAACGCUUCUUGUGCCUUCCCUCCGUGGACCGGCAGACCCAUCCGCGUAACUAUAUCCACCUCGUGAAGUUCCUGAUUUUGUUGUAUAUCCACCAAGACGAAUGGAACGGGGUGCACCCCUUCGAAGAGCAUGGAGCAGGCACCGCUCCUAACUACCACCUUCCGGACCUCCUUGACUGCGGGCCCACCACGCCAAUCACCACCUUUGACGAGAUUCUCCCCUCGCUGUAUCUCACUCCAGCGGAUUUCCACGCCAUCUCCAUGACCCGCCAGGGCACGGUGGUGUUCGCCAACGGGCCGAACCUCACGUGGUUCGUGAUCGAUGCGCCGGGACUUGCCACAGGGCGACUGGCCCUGGUGGACUUUAGCUCAAAUGGCCACGUCCGCGUCUCGACCCUUCGUCGACCCUGGAAUAUGGGCCAAACCAUGGCCUUCGAGCAAAUUCUGGGUAGAUAUCUUGGCGAGAUCGUUGAGUCAUGCAUUGGAGGCCCGCCGCAGUAUAACGAAGUUUUGGAUAUGGAUCUUCCUAUUCUUGAAAUUUUGGAGUCAACCCGGUUGAAUAACAAGUUCCUCUGCUCGGGCUACGGAUCUCGGGACCUCUGGAUCCGCCUUAUCAACGAGAGGUCACGUGAGCGCAUCUCAUACUCUGAUAUGUCCUCGUUGACUUCAUUGCCCGUAGCGAUGAGCCGCUCUUUAACUGCCUUGCUACUCCAGGUUUGCUCUGCCUUCAAUGAGGAUAGUGGAUGUAAUGGUUACAAUGAAUCAAUACUGGGAUUGGAGGCUGUGUGGAGACAUGCAGGCAGAUACGAUCUGCAGCGAAGGUGUGGUUUUGGUUUGGAAUAG
This is a messenger RNA of Aspergillus niger, 1050 nucleotides long. RefSeq lists its product as uncharacterized. NCBI's taxonomy places the organism in Eukaryota, Fungi, Ascomycota, Eurotiomycetes, Eurotiales, Aspergillaceae. The transcript has 8 exons. The coding region runs from base 1 to 1050 and encodes 349 amino acids. The record is from RefSeq and is a predicted model, not a curated record.